Molecule: messenger RNA, 1167 nt
Organism: Coffea arabica (coffee)
Lineage: Eukaryota; Viridiplantae; Streptophyta; Magnoliopsida; Gentianales; Rubiaceae
Source: RefSeq, a predicted model, not a curated record
AUGGAGGUGGUUUCGGAUUAUUGGGCAGAGGGUGGAUGGGAUUUGGGGAAAUUGCCCAGGAUCCUUCCGGUGGAAAUGCUGGAGAGGAUUGGCUCCAAGUUUUUCUGUUGGAAGGAGGGCUCAAAUGACGAACUUUCUUGGUCUGCCACUCAGUCUGGGAGGUUUACCGUUAGCUCAGCUGCUGAGCUACUUCGGUCUGACGCUGGAGUCUCUUGGGUCUUCAAGCACGUGUGGGUAGCUGGUUUACCGAUAAAGUUCUCUUGUUUGGUAUGGCGUCUACUGCACUACAAGUUGCCUGUUGCGGAUGUGUUAGCUAAGCUAACUGUUCACGGCCCUUCACGUUGCUACUGCUGCAGCGAGUACAACUCAGAAACGUUGCAGCACAUUUUCUCCCUCGGGGAUACCCCGACAGCAAUCUGGAAGCUCUUCGAAAUGCCAUUUGGUUUCUCCUCCCUUGGAAGGUUUGUAUAUGAGGGGCAAGUACUAACGGUGGAUAUCCUUUCACACAGGAUCUUAGUUGAUCUAAAGGAGUUGUUGAAUUCAAAGUUCCCAGUUCUCCAACGGCAGUGUCUAGGAAAAGGUUGGCCAACCAUUGUUUAUCAGCUAACUCAAAUGCAUCUGCCAAUACAAGCGCAAUAUGUUCACUGGAUACGCCCGCCAGAAGGAUUUUGUAAACUAAAAUUUGAUGGGUCGUUGGUGGAUCAGCAGGGAGGGGGCGGGGGGAUUUUGAGGGAUUCAAAUGGCCGAAUGAUAUUUGCAUUUUCAGAGGGAUAUACAGGUGUGACAUCUCUGCAGGCUGAGGCUAGGGCGUUAUGUACGGGGUUGGAAUUAUGUACGCUAUUGGAUGUAACGGCGCUGUUGGUUGAGGGUGAUUCUAAAGUGGUGAUUGAUGCUGUACAGGGGAGUUGUGGCUGUCCGGCGUCUGUGGCAGCAAUAUUGCGCCGUAUUGACCAGGUCACGGUUAGGACGCUCUCAUAUAACCAUAUUUAUCGAGAGGGCAAUGCAGUUGCUGAUUCAUUGGCAUUAUUUGGUGGUGACACGAAGCAAUUCUCUCUAUUUCAUUCCAUCCGUUCUUUACCUACAGUUGUAAGAGGUGUGUUCAAUGUUGACCGAUUGGGAAUUGGUAGCUUUAGGUAUCGUAGGCGGUGUCCACCGGUUCGCUCUUGA